This is a messenger RNA of Morone saxatilis (striped sea-bass), 2881 nucleotides long. RefSeq names its product centrosomal protein 57, like 1 (gene cep57l1). Gene Ontology annotation, cellular component: centrosome. The record is from RefSeq and is a predicted model, not a curated record. Gene Ontology annotation, molecular function: identical protein binding; microtubule binding; gamma-tubulin binding. NCBI's taxonomy places the organism in Eukaryota, Metazoa, Chordata, Actinopteri, Moronidae. The transcript has 12 exons. Bases 157 to 1545 code for a protein of 462 amino acids.
UUUAAAAAGUGCGGACUGCCCGAUGUGAAGCGGACAGGAGUCGGAAAGUGAAAUAUCUACGUAGAAACCAGUUCACCACUUACACAAGCGGUGUGAGGAUAUUAAACAUAAACACAGGAGCUGUUUUGAAACGAGUAUCGAUCUCUGAGUGACAGGAUGGAGGCUCGUUACGAUCAGAUUUUAGACUCGCCCUCCAAAAACAGCUACAUUGGGAGCUAUUACCAGCCUCCAGACAGGAUACUGUCAGUGCCCAGACAGCUGCAGCUCCCUGCACACUCCUCCGUCAGCAUGGACCCUCAGGGGUCUCAGACCAAACCUAAUAUUGACAGCAAAGCUGUCGUUGACGCACUGAAGACCCUGCAGCAGAAAAUCCGACGGCUGGAGCUGGAGAGGAAGCAAGCAGAGAAGAGCUACCACCAGUUCUCCCAUGAAGCUCAUCAACAGGUCGCAGCAUCUCAUACAACGCACAGCCAGCCGGUCAGCCUGCCUGAGACAGAUAACACUGACAGGAAAGAGCUGGACGUGAAGCUGCAGUCGGCAGAGUCUCGGUGUAAGGUUCUUGAGAAGCAGCUGGACUACAUGAGGAAGAUGGUUGAAAACGCUAAGAAGGAGAGGAAUGCUCUCAUGGAGAAUCAGGCCUCACUGCAGAACCAGCAGCCGAGCAGCUCCAACGCCCAAUCUCAGCGCGAGAAGCUGGAAAAACUUGAAUCGGAGUGUCUCAAAUUGAGCAGGACCCAAACUCUGGCAGAGAGGAAGCUGGCCUUUCUGGAGCAAAAGCUACUGAAAGAAGAACACGAACGUCAACUUGUGCAGGAGAAAGCAGACAAACUGCAGAAAGAGUUGGACAUCAACUUUCGAAUGUCUGUCCAAACGACUGAAGACAUCAAGCCAAAGAAGAAAACAAAAAAGAGCAUAAAGAAAACCUCCAGACAGAACGAGCUGGCAUCACCAAGCCCCCCAAGGCACAAAACCUCCAGACAGAACAAAAUGCCUUUUGUUGCUGGAACAUCGACGAGCCCGAGCCAUUCAGUCCACGCCAACAUACAAAGUAUACUUCACAUGAUGAAGCACCAUCAGCCCCAGCUGUGUGAACGAGUGAGCGCUCUGCAGAGAUCUGGUUGUGGAGCCAAGAAAAGCCUCCAAAAGGACUUUUCUCAAUCUCCCACUACUUUUCACAAUCCUGACAGGGAGCCCAAACGAGCAGAUCAGUCACUGGGCUCGCUGUCUGAUCUGCUCUUGGCUCUGCAGGACGAGUUAGGACAAAUGAGCUUUGAGCAUCAGGAGUUGGUGGCUCAGAUAGAUGCAACCCAACAUCGCAACCAGAAGCAGGAUCUGCAGAGAGAACUUGAGAGGUUGGUCGCCAGGAUGGAAGAGAAGGGAGUUCAGAUCACCAAACUCCGCAAACACCAGCAGACGGUCCACCAAUUGUCCCAGAGCCAGCCACGCGCAGAGGAACACAAAACGAAGAAGCCGAGCGGGAUCAAGCCACCUGCUCCUUCUCCUGUUAAACCCAAGCAGAAAGGAAAGAAAGAUUACAGAGCCUGACUGGACGCAGCAAUCUGGUUAGCUGAGGCAAGUCAGGGCCCCUCCAUGCCCAUAUACAAGGAUCUCCAUCCUCUCCUGACCCUGCAGCUCCGAUACCUUGUGACUGCACACCUCUCUUUUUGUGUGCUGUUCAAUAGCAGUGGUGUGCUCAGAGAGCAGUGUAUGUAGGAGGGCUGGGUAGAUAUGAGUCUGCGUAAGGCAUUUUGUUGUGGGUGUGUGAAGGAAUUGCCUAUAAACAGCUACUAGUCCAUCGUCUUAGAAAGAAGAAGAACAAGGAGUACAUUUGCCUACAGUCAAGUUUGUGGAUUCUAACUGAAAAAGCAGCAUCCUCAGUGUGUGAAUGCCUUUUAUUGAAUAGGACAGCUAAAGAUUGACAGAAAAGAGAGCGAGAGAGGGAGAAGGGAUGACAUGCAAAGGGCCACAGGUCAGAUUUAAACCCAUAGGACUCAGCCCUGGUACAUGGAGCACCAGCUCUACCAGGUGAGCUACCAGGUCGCCCCAGAUUUUCCAUUUAGUAAAAGGCCUGCAAGAGAUGUUCUUAGAUAGAGCAGCACAAGCUUUUCUAUCUCUGUCCAGUAACACUAAGUGCAGGGUUGCAGACUGUUUUUAAUGGAAGCACAAGAGAGAGAAACUGUGGUGUGGUUAUCCAAAAAACAUCUCUCUCUCCCUGAAACGCUCUUUGGUUCAGGGAAACGUUGCCAGCUGGGGAUUCUGGCACUGUAAGAAUAACAGUCUGCUCAGCACUAAAACAUUUUGUUACGCACACACCUCGUUCGAGAAUGUAGUCGAGUACACGGGCCGCGAUACUUGAGUGUGCGCACACACGUGCAUACUAACAUUUCCUUCAGAGCUAGCAGUUUUUGCUACAUAAACAGAACCUUGCUGUGACCUCGGAAACUUGUCAGGAAACACAGUGAAAAACAAAUGGUUUGUUUUUUUAACAGACUGGUGGUUUCUUUGGGUCAUUGAUUGAAUUGUUAUUGAUGGUACACGGCAGGAAAUAAUAUCAGUGUUGUUCAUGGAAUAAACUUUGUACCAGUUUCCUUUUCAAACACUUUUCAAACAUUUCUCUCGUAAGAUUAUUACACACAGGAUAAUGUAAAGUCUUUGGGAAAAGCCUUGUCUAUACAGUGGAUGACUGCAGGGCUAUUAGUAAGUUUACAGCCAAAGGAAGGCACUAGUAUCACCAAAAACGAAAAAAUUAUCAUGUAGCUCAGUGGUUACCAACAUUUUUUGGGCUUGUGACCCAGUAAAAUUAAGCAAUGUUAACUUGUGACCCCUUGUCACAGGUUACGACAUCGUGGGUGUCCUGAGGCCUAAAGAGGCUAAAGUAUGA